Molecule: messenger RNA, 1053 nt
Organism: Ornithodoros turicata
Lineage: Eukaryota; Metazoa; Arthropoda; Arachnida; Ixodida; Argasidae
Product: trypsin-1-like
Exons: 7
Coding region: 118-921 (267 amino acids)
Biological process (GO): proteolysis
Molecular function (GO): serine-type endopeptidase activity
Source: RefSeq, a predicted model, not a curated record
GUAAUCUAUAUCCCGCGUUGUACUCUUUACGCUUUUCCCUCCCAACCUAAUCAUACUACUGAGUUUGAACCGCGGCAGGAUCUAGCAAACACAGUGCCUAGGACGUCGUUAAGGACCAUGAGGGAUGCAGUAAUAGUUACCUGUACCUUGAUCUUGCUGGUCGGCUCUUCCUCUAGCAACCCUAAUACACGUGAAGCCAUAGAGUGCGGCAGAAGCAGAGUGGAGGUCGAAGGAAUCGUCGGUGUAAGAGCAGCGAGGGAAAGAGACGUUCCUUACCAGGUAUCGCUUACUAUGUACGGGUUUCACUACUGUGGCGGUGCCAUCAUCUCAGGAGACAAGAUGGUAACUGCAGCGCAUUGUGUGCGGAGGAAAAACCUUACUGAGUUGGAACUGAGAGUGGGAGCCGGAACACACAGCCAAAGUAGAAAAGCGAAAUGGUUCAAAAUUUACUACGACAUAGCAAUGCUGAAGGCGCAGGAGGCGUUCGACUUGGAAGGCUCGAAGGGAUACGUGGCCCCCAUCUGUUUACCAGAUCCUGAUCCAGAGCAGUCGUCUUCUCUCCAGGGCAAUAUCAUCGUUUCAGGCUGGGGAGUCACAACGGAAGGUGGCAUCCCCACACCAGUGAUGCAGAUGGCCAGCAUUCCUAUGCAGAACGAUUCCUUUUGCAUGUCGUCGUACAACCACUUGUGUCCACGCGCAGUGUACGAUGGGAAGACGAUGAUUUGUGCUGCUGAUCUUUCCGGAGGAAAGGACACUUUCCAGGGCGACUGCGGUGGGCCAGCCGCUCAAAUGCAGAACGGGACUGCUGUUCUGGUUGGCAUAGCAUCGUUCUGCACAGAUUGUGGACACUCCAACAGCGUUAGCUUCUAUACCAGAGUGUCGCACUACCUCGACUGGAUACACGAAAAUUCCAAUUCUUAGUUUGCUCUUUUGUUUCUAAAAAAAGAGAAAUUGAAACGCGUCUCCCGACGUAUUCUGCUACUCCUAACAACCCCCUCCCCCCCAAAAAAAAACCAAAAAAGAAGAUAAAAUAAAGAAUAGAACAAUAAUGAA